Molecule: messenger RNA, 297 nt
Organism: Sorex araneus (European shrew)
Lineage: Eukaryota; Metazoa; Chordata; Mammalia; Eulipotyphla; Soricidae
Product: small ubiquitin-related modifier 1-like
Biological process (GO): protein sumoylation
Cellular component (GO): nucleus; PML body
Molecular function (GO): ubiquitin-like protein ligase binding; protein tag activity
Source: RefSeq, a predicted model, not a curated record
AUGGCGGAGGCAAAGCCUUCAACUGAGGACAUGGGGGAGUAAGAAGGAAAGAGAAUAGAUAAAGUGCCUAUUGGACAGGAUAGCAGUGAGAUUCACUUUAAAGUGAAAAUGACUACAAGUCUCAAGAAAGUUAAAGAAUCUUCAAGUCAAAGACAGGGAGUUCCAGUGAAUUCACUCAGGUUUCUCUUUGAAGGUCAGAAAAUUGCUGAUAAUCACAUUCCAAAAGAACUGGGAAUGGAGGAAGAAGAUGUCAUUGAAGUUUAUCAGGAACAAACAGGGAGUCAUUCAAAGGUUUAG